AUGAUCACAAAUGAUAAAGAUAAUUAUGAGGUCUUGAGACCUCUUGGUCAAUCCGAGAAGUACCAGUUAUCAAAGAUGAUAGCUGGAGUAUAUAAUAGUGCAUCCUUUUUCUUCCGAUUCGAAGUGGCCAAACCAGGAGUUGUAGUGAACCCAGAAUAUCUUAGAAGGAAGGUCUAUCCAUUGGUCACUUAUUGGUUCAACAAUCAUACAUUCCUUCAGAUGGGAGUGACCAACAUCCACACCGACACUCCUUGCUACACACGAUUCAAAACAUUGGACCUUACCAAAGUAGUCCGAAUACUAGAGGUCGACAACUUCUGGGAGCCAACUACAAUUGAAAAUCUUAUGGAAGUGAUGAUGAAUGAUAGAUUGCCAAUGGAUGAGACAUCAUCACCAAUCAGAUUAUUAUUAUGUUGGCAUAGGGAUCAACCCAGUCAAUUCGUCAUUAUAUCAUCUUACAAUCACUUGGCAUCUGAUGGCCUCUCAUUCAAACUACUCUUGGAGGGAAUGGUCGUGGACUCGGAGGAAACAAUGGACAUGAAUCCAAUCCAAACAUUAGACAGCAGUCGAUUCAAAAUCAAUGAGCCACUGGAAGUGUAUAAUCCACAUAAGGUUGGUCCACUCAAGCUCGGAACAGUGUUGGCCUACUACAACUACAUGCCAUCGCCCAUAAAGAGAUACAGCAACUCGUUCUGGGCCGGUACCAAACGUCAAGAGCUUCAACAAUGUGAUAGCAGGAUAAGGAUUAUCUCUGUAUCAAUGACCGACUUUGUUUCAUUCAUUGAACUGUGCGGUAGACACAAGGUGACAGUCCACAAUGGAAUGUACACGGUGAUACUCCAGAGCAUCUCAGAGGUGUUUGGCGUCGACAGAGCAUUGAAGUUGAAGUCUACCACGGUUGUCAACGUUCGAAAGCCAUGCAAGUUGGUCGAUGAGGACACUGGUAUAUUCCUCUCGUCAAUCUCGCGCGAGACUAUCGUUCCACCUCACAACUUGGACAAUCCAAAGUUCUUCUGGGAGGAGUGCACCAAGUACAAGCUACACCUGAGGAACAGAUUCAUGGACUCGCUGCUCCACAUUGGCUGUCUGGCACCCAUCACCGACAACUUCCCUCACAAGAUGCUCAACUACUGGACCAAGAUGAACAGGGACAAUCCAAUGGGUCGUUCGUCAAGCUUCUGCAUCAGUGAUCUGGGCCAGUUCAACAUGAAGGAGAAGGAGGGUUCCGAGUGGAUCUGUAGGGAUCUCAUGGCAGGCCAGACACCGACCAUAUCAAGCACCGCCUUGAUGUUCUCCUUUGUCGGUAGUCAAUUGAGUGAUCACUGGUAUGGAACGGUCAGCUACCAGCGUGGUGCCAUCACAGACUCUGAGUGUAAUCAACUCGUGGAAGUGAUCGAGAGGAACAUCAAACGAUGUCUAACAUUAGGAAUGAAUAAACUUUAA
Acytostelium subglobosum LB1 is the source of this 1443-nucleotide messenger RNA. RefSeq lists its product as hypothetical. The transcript has a single exon. Bases 1 to 1443 code for a protein of 480 amino acids. The record is from RefSeq and is a predicted model, not a curated record. NCBI's taxonomy places the organism in Eukaryota, Evosea, Eumycetozoa, Acytosteliales, Acytosteliaceae.